CACGCGUGCAACUGGCGCGGGUGCGCCCUCAGCUUUGCGACGACGGGCGAGCUCAUGGAGCACCUGAGCACGGCGCACGUCGGGAGCGGGCGCGCGCGGUACACGUGCGAGUGGGCCGGGUGCGAGAGGUCGACGGCGUGCGGUGUGUUCAGGCAGCGGCAGAAGGUGAUGCGGCACCUGCAGAUGCACACCGGUGAUCGGCCAUACGCGUGCGAGCUGUGCGGCAAGACGUUCUCCGAGUCGCUCACGCUCACCCAGCACAUGCGCGUCCAUACGCAGGAGCGGCCCUUUGUCUGCGACGAGCCGGGCUGCGGCAAGGCGUUCGCGCUCGCGUCGGCGCUCACGAUCCACAAGCGUACCCACACCGGCUCUCGCCCGUUCGCGUGCCCUCACCCGGGCUGCACCGCCUCGUUCUCCGAGUCGUCCAACCUGUCGAAGCACGUGCGCACGCACGGCUCGGAGCGCAGGUACGUGUGCGCCGAGCCUGGGUGCGGCAAGGCGUUUGGGAGGAGCGACCAGCUCAAGCGGCAUGGGCGCGUGCACGAGCGG
This is a messenger RNA of Rhodotorula graminis WP1, 549 nucleotides long. RefSeq lists its product as uncharacterized. NCBI's taxonomy places the organism in Eukaryota, Fungi, Basidiomycota, Microbotryomycetes, Sporidiobolales, Sporidiobolaceae. Gene Ontology annotation, molecular function: DNA-binding transcription factor activity; RNA polymerase II cis-regulatory region sequence-specific DNA binding. Gene Ontology annotation, biological process: regulation of transcription by RNA polymerase II. The annotation marks the transcript as partial. The transcript has 5 exons. The record is from RefSeq and is a predicted model, not a curated record.